CGUGCUCAUGCUCAGAUGCGGAAAAAUGUUCAGACGACACGUUCGGAAAGCGGCGCAAGGGGCGAGGCGGCCGCGAGGGAUCGAGCCGCUUUAAUCUGGCUCACUCCAAAUGAGACAGGGGGUAACUAUAAGCGACGAAUGGACUACGCUAUCGUACGUUUUGCAAAAAGUGGCUUAGUUAUGGGAGCAAAAGCAGCCAUAAUCUCUGGCUCUAUUGUUGUUGCAUCUACACAUGUAGCUGCGUAUCGACAACGGUUCUCAUCCUGGUACCUACCAGCUUUUUCAGGUGUGCUCGCUGUCACACUUCAUGAAGUUGGUGGUGUAUUCACAUUCCCGCUUGGACUUAUCGGUUCACUGAAGGCGGUUGGUUUAGGAGUUACCUCAGGGUUAACGUUAGCAGCCGUAGUUCAUCUAUAUGCCCUUAGUAUGGACAAGACGGUGGAUGAAGCUUAUUGGACCUUCAAAAGAGAGUAUGAGAACGAUUUGCGAGCGGAACAAGAGUUCCAAGACCGAGUGACCAAAUUGAUGAAAGAGGAAGGUUAUAAAUGGCGAGGUAGUGCUGCUUCACGAUUGAGAAAGCUCGACGAGGAAAAGAUUGCUGCUCACGAUGCUUAG
Molecule: messenger RNA, 615 nt
Organism: Cylicostephanus goldi
Lineage: Eukaryota; Metazoa; Nematoda; Chromadorea; Rhabditida; Strongylidae
Source: the annotation of a GenBank genome assembly